AUGGACGACAAUUACUUGAAGUUCUCGUUGUUGUCUGUGAUCACGCGCGAUCUGGUCACAAAGGGACAAGUUCAAGGCACAGGAACCACGGUGCGUUUCCCACCCCUGAAAAAGAGAAAGAUCUCACUUGGAAAGUGGUUCAAGCGGUUGUCUGGAGAAGAGCGGCUGUUUCUGUCCAUGGCUGUGGGAGGAUUCACACUGGCCAAUUUCCAGCAACUGUUUUCGAUUCUGUGGUGGAGCAAUAAGUCUGUUCUCAAGCGAUACACCCACAAGCGACUUAUUGGCACACUGGUGAAGUUGUACAGAUUGGGCUGUUUCAACCUUGCUCUACUCUUUAUUGGGUAUUACUGGUACCGCAUUUUCUUUGCCAAUGAUGGCAAGAAGGAGCGGGAUAUUCUGGCUGAUGUGAAUCUCAAUAACGAAAAGAACCGGGGACCCAUCUUUUCAGAUACACCUGAAAAAAUUGAACAAGGAGGCAGUAUUCUGCAUGCCGUUCUCAAGGUUGAGGGAGAGGAUCUCCGGGUGUCUUACGAGCUGAAGGGAAGUUGUACUGUGAUCAUUUCCGUGCCCUCCAGGAAGAUUGUUUCCAGGGUCGACUGCUUUGACUCCAAGCAUUUCGAAAAGUAUUCCCGGUUGCAUGCGAUUGACAAGGACGCAGUGGUCACCUUCUAUGAGCGUGAUCAGGACAAGUGCUACUUUUACAUCCACGGAGAUCAGUACACUGAGACCAGUGGGGUUGAGUUUGCUAAAUGCGGCGACAAGUAUGAGGGGAUCACGAGUUCUGCUCUUUGA
Messenger RNA from Yarrowia lipolytica CLIB122, 792 nucleotides. RefSeq lists its product as uncharacterized. The record is from RefSeq and is a predicted model, not a curated record. NCBI's taxonomy places the organism in Eukaryota, Fungi, Ascomycota, Dipodascomycetes, Dipodascales.